AAGAGAAGUUUCCAGGUCUCUCCUCCGACUAGCACCUCCGCCGCCACCCGCCUGUCGUCCGCAUUGUGCUGCCGGGAAAAUGCGUCCUCACCAGGGGCUCACCGCGCUCCGCUGCCCCUCUCCUCACUUCUCACAUAUGUUGAAGAAGUUGAACUGAACAGCAACUGAUCGAUCUAAUUCAACAUGGGGAACGCAGGGAGCAUGGACCAGCACACGGACCUCAGGGGCCACAACAUGCCCCUCAAACUACCUAUGCCGGAUCCGGGGGAACUGGAGGAAAGAUUCGCCAUCGUUUUGAACUCGAUGAAUCUCCCUCCCGACAAAGCUCGCCUGUUGCGGCAGUACGACAAUGAGAAGAAGUGGGAGCUCAUCUGCGAUCAGGAGCGCUUCCAAGUGAAAAACCCCCCUCACACAUACAUCCAAAAGCUGAGGAGUUAUCUUGACCCGGCAGUUACAAGAAAGAAAUUCCGCAGAAGAGUUCAGGAGUCCACCCAGGUGUUGAGAGAACUGGAAAUUUCAUUACGGACCAAUCAUAUAGGGUGGGUGAGAGAGUUCCUCAAUGAAGAAAACAAAGGCCUUGAUGUCCUUGUGGAAUAUCUGUCUUUCGCACAGUACGCUGUCACGUUCGAUGGUGAGUGUGUAGAAAACAGUCCAGAGACACUGCUGGACAAGUCCAAACCUUGGAGUCGCUCCAUCGAAGACCUGCACGGAGGGAGCACACUGUCGUCGCCGCUUAGUGGGAACAGUAUCACCCGUGCGGGCCGCCAUUCAACUUUACGUCUUCUCAUCUGUCUGCCCGUCUUCGACAGCAGGUCACCAAGCUCACUCAACUGUCCAAAGUGUUCUCAAAUCAGACGAUGUAACACGUUUCCCAGCCGUAGGACGCUGAAAAAUUCCAGGCUGGUCAGCAAGAAAGACGAUGUCCACGUCUGCAUCAUGUGCCUGCGUGCCAUCAUGAACUACCAGUAUGGCUUCAAUAUGGUCAUGUCCCACCUAAAUGCUGUGAAUGAAAUUGCACUAAGUCUCAACAAUAAAAACCCGAGAACCAAAGCUCUAGUGUUGGAGCUCCUGGCGGCAGUUUGUCUCGUGAGGGGAGGCCACGAGAUCAUCCUAGCCGCAUUUGACAACUUCAAGGAGGUUUGUAUGGAGGAGCAGCGGUUUGAAAGACUAAUGGAGUAUUUCAAGAACGAAGACAACAACAUUGAUUUUAUGGUGGCCUGCAUGCAGUUCAUUAACAUUGUCGUGCACUCAGUGGAGGACAUGAACUUCCGGGUUCAUCUGCAGUACGACUUUACCAAGUUGUCUUUGGACGAAUUCUUAGACAAAGUCAAGCACACUGAGAGCGACAAGCUUCAGGUUCAGAUCCAGGCCUACUUGGACAACGUGUUUGACGUCGGUGCUCUCUUGGAGGAUGCGGAAACCAAAAACGCUGCUUUGGAGCGUGUGGAGGAGCUGGAAGAGAACAUGUCACACUUGACAGAAAAGCUGCUGGAUGCAGAGAAUGAAGCUAUGGCAAAGAUAGUGGAGCUGGAGAAGCAGCUCAUGCAGACAAACAAGGACCUCGAGGGCAUGAAGGAAGCCUACAAAGACAGCAGUGGAAAGCUCCAGUCACUGCGGCAAAUCUUGAAGGAGAAGGAUGAGGCCAUCCAGCGGCAAAGCCACCUGGAGAAGAAGAUCCACGAGCUGGAGAAGCAGGGCACCAUCAGGAUCCACAAAAAGGGAAACGGGGACAUCUGCAUCCUUCCUCCAACACCGCCCGCCGCCACUGAAGCGUUGACGGGUACCACAGUGGGCGGAAAUUCUGUCGGCGGAAACUGUGUCGGCGUCUACAAUCCGACACACGUGGGAGGUGUGGCGGGUUCUUCGGUGGCUCCGCCUCCUCCGCCGCCACCAUUGCCAGAAAACGCCCCAUUGCCAAACGGACCGUCGGCCACCACUCCUGCGCCAGCGCCUCCGCCGCCUGCCCCUCCGCUGCCGCCACCUCCACCACCACCCCCGCUUCCAACUUCUGCUUCAGACGUGUCAGUUCACUUGCCUCCGCCGCCGCCUCCUGCUGCUCCCCCAUUGCCCGGCUGCGGGACUCCCACUGUCAUCAUCAACUCAGGUUUAGCCGAGGGACCCAUCAAACUAUUCUCUGUUAAGAUUAAGAAACCCAUCAAAACCAAGUUCCGCAUGCCUGUCUUCAAUUGGGUGGCACUAAAACCCAACCAGAUCAACGGAACUGUCUUCAAUGAGAUCGAUGACGAGAAGAUACUUGAGGACCUGAAUGUGGAUGAAUUUGAGGAAAUGUUCAAGACAAAAGCCCAGGGUCAAGCGAUGGAACUGGCUAUGAGCAAACAGGUCAUCCAGAAGGGACCCAACAAGGUGACGCUGUUGGAUUCUAACAGGGCAAAGAACUUGGCCAUUACACUGAGAAAAGUGGGUAAGACGCCUGAGGAGAUUUGCAAAGCCAUUCAGCUCUUCGAUCUGCGUACUCUGCCGGUGGAUUUCGUGGAGUGCUUGAUGCGCUUCCAGCCCACGGAGAACGAGGUGAAGACCUUGCGGCAGUUCGAGAAGGAGCGCAAGCCGUUGGAGAGCCUGACGGACGAGGACCGCUUCAUGAUGCUAUUCAGCAAGAUCGAGCGACUCAUGCAGAAGAUGACCAUCAUGGCCUUUGUCGGCAACUUUACAGAGAGCAUAGUGAUGCUCACGCCGCAACUCCAUUCAGUCAUAGCGGCAUCAGUUUCCAUCAAGUCAUCACAGAAGUUAAAGAAGAUUCUAGAGAUUAUUUUAGCACUCGGAAACUACAUGAACAGCAGCAAAAGAGGAGCCGUUUACGGAUUCAAGCUGCAAAGUUUAGACCUGCUUCUGGACACCAAGUCGACUGAUCGCAAGAUAACACUAUUGCACUACAUUGCUAAUGUAGUGAAGGAGAAAUACACACAGGUGUCUUUCUUUUACAAUGAGCUGCACUAUGUGGAGAAAGCGGCAGCAGUAUCGUUAGAUAACGUCUUGCUGGAUGUAAAGGAGCUGCAAAGAGGCAUGGAGCUGACCAAGAGAGAGUACAGCAUGCACGGCCACAACACUAUGCUCAAGGACUUCAUCGCACACAAUGAAAGCAAGCUGAAGAAGCUGCAGGAUGAUGCCAAGAUUGCACAGGAUGCCUUCGACGAGGCUGUGAAGUUCUAUGGGGAGAGUUCAAAAACCACGCCGCCGUCGGUCUUCUUCCCUGUGUUCGUGCGCUUUGUGAAGGCGUACCGGCAAGCCGAGGAGGACAACGAGCAAAGAAAGCGUCAGCAGCAGCUUCUGAUGGAAAAACUUUUAGAACAAGAAGCCCUGAGGGAGGAAGAGCAAAAGUCUCCAUCACACAAGAACAAAAGGCAACAGCAGGAGCUGAUCCAGGAACUGCGGAAGAAGCAAGUAAAAGACAGCCGCCAUGUGUAUGAAGGCAAAGAUGGAGCCAUUGAGGACAUCAUCACGGAUCUUCGGAAUCAGCCUUACAGGCGAGCGGACGCCGUCCGGCGCAGCGUCCGGAGACGCUUCGACGACCAAAACCUGCGACCGAUCAACAAUGGCGAGGUGGUCGUCUGACGGAAAGACGGACGGAUGUGAAACAGGGAACCGGCACGUGUUUAGAGAGGGAGAGGUAUGGAUUUGACGGACAUUUCAGCAUUUUUAGAUUUCGCUCAGAAUUCACUCGUUGGACCGGACAAGUGUGAUGAAUUAUAUGUCAAAAGUAACGACAACGGCGGUGGCCGAGUGAGGAUAUAGUAGCGGGAUAGACGCAACGUUGCAAGCAGUUUUGAUCGGGAUGAAAAGUGAAUAGACUGUAUGGAAGAGAAUAUACCUAUGUGUGAUAUACAUAUUUAUGUAUGUAUAUAUGUGGAGGACCUGGACUGACUUUUAAUAGAAACAAAAAGUGCCUCAACUUGAUGUGAAGUCUGUUUUUGAAGUGAUCAACUUCAAUUUGAAAAUAAAGAAGAAAAAUGGAUGACCAAGAACUUCAGUAGACUAACUCCGUUUUUGUUGGUCAGCUAAACGAAAGAGAAAAAGGCACAUCCCUCGGAAGAAUACCACUUUAUAUGUGUGUCAAUUCUUCAGCCGCUGAGAACAACACUGGGCUAACCCCAUUUUGAAGUUAAAUGCACGUACGAUGAGACAAAACGGAACAGGAACAGCAAUGAGAUUUGUACUCGUCAGAAUACUAAAGGUGAAUAAUAAACCACUAAGGCCAAUAGUGGGCUAGUUCCAUUUAAUUCUUUAAGAAAUGAAGAUAGAAGCGUGCUUAUUUCAAAUGAUUCCUGGUUAGAAAAUUCACUUGAGCCACUGAGUACAAUGGGCAAGGCAAAUUUUUAGCAGAGUUGAACACGAGGCCGUUCAAAAUGCUUUACAUUGCAUGAAGAGCCACAAAAAGCAAUAAAAUGAUUCGUAAAAAUCAAAUUAAAUCAAAAAGGAAGUUAAAAAAAAGACAGUUGAAAUAGGAUACAUACCGUAUUGGCCCGAAUAUAAGACGGUGUUUUUUGCAUUGACAUAAGACUGAAAAAGAGGGGGUCGUCUUAUAUUCGCGGUCUAGACAUUAUACCCAUUCACGAUGCUAGAUGGCGCCAGAUAUCAUUGAAGCGAUGUUCUGUCAUGGCAGAUCUCAGGUACUCUCAAGUUAACCAGUUUGCAUUAUUUUAUUGCAGUGUUUUUCCUUAUUCAGAUUUGUUUCAAGACUACAAUUACAGUUAGACUUCAUUUUGAUGGUUAAUGCAGUUAAUGCAAUUUUGUUGUUUUAUCACAAUAGAUUGGUUUAUGUACAUUUCAAAAACCAGAAGCCAUUCAUGAAUGUGAUUGCACUUUAGUUUGCACAUUUAAAUGUUCAGAUAUUAGGAUUUGACUGAGGCAAAAAUAACAUGCUUUUUCUCUCAAAAAUAUUGUUAUAAUCAUUUGUUUCGGAUGUUCUGUAAUUAUUUUCUGUAUAAAAAUUAAUUUGGUGUUCAAAAAGUCUUUUUUCAAACUUGAGUCUUGAAAAAGAGGGGGUCGUCCCAUAAUCAGGGCCGUCUUAUAUUCGGGCCAAUACGGUAAUUAUACAUUAAAAUAACAUUAAAUCAUCAAGAGAAUUUAAAAAAAAAAAACCUGAAAUCGGAAAUGGAAAUAACAAUAAUAAAAAGAAUAAAAAGCAAAUCAUUUGAAAUAUAAAGACAGUUAUGAAUAGGGGUUUGACAAAAUAUCGAAAUGGUGAUAGAUCGUGAUACUUUGUAUCACAAAAGGGUAUCGAUAUGCUCCUGCCAUGAAUCUAGAUAUCGUUUUAAAAAGGUGUCAAUGUCUAAAAAUAAAAAAAAAAAGGAACCAACAAGUUGCUACCAACUUGUUCAUUCGCUGCCACCCUCCCAGUUCAAAUGGAUUGGACAUCUACUAGUGAUAAAGUCAUUCCAAUUCACAGCAGAAGCUUGUUGACCCAGAUAGUGUUAUUCUGUUUUGUUUUUUUUUGUUUUUUUUUGAAUGGGAUUUCUUCGGCGCGCCAUACAGCCCGAACCGUUUGACCCGCGCCGUAGAUCACGCGACGUCGGGAAUUUUUCGAGCGAGCCCGAAAAAUUUUCCAUUCGCUCGUAAAAGCUGAUUUUAAAAAAGAACAACAACAAAUUUUCAAAAUGUAUCUAGCCCUACAAUUUUUGACCAAAUCACAUAAUUUGGACAUUAAAAAUUCCGGGACAGUGAGGGGCAUAAAAUUUGUAUACAGAAUUUGGAAAACAUUUGUGGUUCCCCGGAAAUUUGCCAAAAUUUUCCCAUUCAUUUAAAAUGGGAUGCAACGUUCAAAUUUCCCCAAUUUUCUCAAUGGAAUUUCCAAUGAAAUUUACACUGCAUUGAUGCCAUUGACAGCCUUGUAUGUCGGAUCUAUUGAUGCCAAUGUACUCAGAUUCCAUUGAGGCAUAUGUAAGUUGAAGCCAUUGACGGCCAUGGAUGUCCAAAUUUCCAAUGGCAUUAACUUUGCAUUGAGGCAUACUUAUACAGAUGCCAUUGACGGCCAUGUAUGUAAUUUCUACUGAUGCCAAUGUACUUGGAUUCCAUUGACGCAUAUGGAUGUCGAUGCCAUUGACGGCCAUGGACGUCCAAAUUUUUUCCCACUCAUUUUCAAUUGCAAAAAAUCCAAUGUCCCCAAAUCAAAAGGAAAUGACCAGAUAUAAAUACGACAUGUCCCCCAAAUGUCCCCGAUUACAUUGACGCUCAUAAUUACGACGGUCUUAUGACAGUCUUAUGAUGCCGCUAUCAAAUGUUACCGAUUAAUACCUUUUGGUGUAAAUAUCCCAUAGUACAGCUGCGGCUUAGUCGGGUGCAGCUUAUCUAUACAUAAAUACAGUUUUCGUGUCAGAUUUGGUGGUUGCGGCCUAUAGUCAGAUGCACCUUAUAGUCCGAAAAUUACGGUAUAGGUAUAUAUAAAAGCUUUUUUAAUUAUACUUUGGGAAAAAACAUGUCUUAUAUGUAUCUCUUUCAAAUGUUAAAUCUGAAUGAAUUAGGGCUGUCAAACAAUUAAAAUUUUUAAUCGAGUUAAUCACAGCUUAAAAAUUAAUUAAUCGUAAUUAAUCGCAAUUCAAACCAUCUAUAAAAUAUGCCAUAUUUUUCUGUAAAUUAUUGUUGGAAUGGAAACAUAAGACACAAGACGGAUAUAUACAUUCAACAUACUGUACAUAAGUACUGUAUUUGUUUAUUAUAACAAUAAAUCAACAAGAUGGCAUUAACAUUAUUAACUCUUAAAGCGAUCCAUGGAUAGAAAGACUUGUAGUUCUUAAAAGAUAAAUGUUAGUACAAGUUAUAGAAAUUUUGUAUUAAAACCCCUCGUAAUGUUUUCGUUUUAAUCAAAUUUGUAAAACUUUCAAUCAAAAAAUAAACUAGUAGCUCGCCAUUGUUGAUGUCAAUAAUUACACCAUGCUCACUCAUGGUACUAAGUACUAACCCAUAAAAUCAGUUGGACCCAAGCGCUAGCAGAGGGCGACAAAACACCCAAAAACACAAGUAACAAGUGCACAUGACACUGUGCUGUCAUUUUAAUCUGUUUGAGCGGGACAUGUGCGUUAAAUGCGUCAAAUAUUUUAAUGUGAUUAAUUUAAAAAAUUAAUUACCGCCCCUUAACGCGAUAAUUUUGACAGCCCUAGAAUGAAUACAUUGAACACAGCAAAAAUAAAUAAAUUUGGUGAGGGAGGCUGCUUCGCAGUUUUUCACUUAUCGUGGCAGGUUCUGGUCCCCGUUAACUGCAAAAAACAAGGAAUCACUGUACUCGAGCCUAAAGCAACCAUAACUGUGUUGUUGUCGUACUUUGAUUAGUUUACAUCUGAUGUUAAAGUAAACGUGGUGAUCAUCUUUCAUGAUUUGGACCACUAUUGCACAAAAACUGGACCGAAAGCUAUGAAACAUUAAAUGUUGCAAGAUGACCCCCAAGAAAUGGUAUUAGCCCACUUUAGUUCUCAGUGGUUGACAUUCUGUUCAUUCCAAAAAUGAUGUGCACCAACAUGAAUGGCAAUUUAGAAGCAUUUUAUUUAAAAAAAAAUGAUGCACAAAGACAAAUUUUUUCCUUUAAAAUAAAUUGCAAAUUCUUAUGACUUUUAUCGUAUAAACUGUUGAUUAAUAAGAUAAAUUGUGAUUUUUUUUUUUUUUUUGUUAAAAGAUUACUAUUCAUCAAAAAUCCAACCACUAUUUACAUCGUGUUAUAAUUACUUUUAUUAAAAUCAGGGUUUUAAGUGCAGCAUUUUUGAGACACGUGCAUCACUUUUUUUGGGCUGAAAUGUGCUAAAUUGGCUUUGUUUUCAUGUUGUACAAUCAAAUCAAGGUGACUCUUUCCUAACCUUGAAAAUGUCAUGACUGGAUAUGAAUUGUAUUUUGUAAACAUUAUUCCUACUACUGCAUUUAUCAAAUGUAUGUUAUUUAACCACUGAAAUUAUUUUUGUUUUCAUCUCAGAGCAACAACAAAUAUCCUAACUGUACAGGUUUCCCCCCCCUCCCUCCAAAAACUGUUUCGUUUUGUACUGAAGUCACACGACUAGAUGAUUAUUAAUAUUGUACAUAAUGUUCAAACCUUUGGCACGUGCUCUACAACUUGAAUGUUAUUUUAUAACUUAUAGAUUCAUUUGUGUGUUUGUGUGUAUAUUUAAUGAAGCCAAAUGCAGCCAGGGGCAACUUUGUUUGGAAAAGUCCCCUUGGCACGUACAAGUAUUUUGACAUUGACAGCUUUUGCUGCAGUCUCAGUGAUGACACACACUCGACUUGAUUUAUGAUCACAAUUUUGUGAUGACAAACAUCCUCUCUCUGGUUCAUCUCUUGCUUUUUUUGCCCAACCACUUUCAACAAACUGGAAUAACUCGGCAUGCUCUACGGUGGCUAACUUUGACCAGUAAUGCAUUUUAGUUAUCUGUGCACUCACUGCAAAUUAACAUUUGUUUUAGGAGAUGUUCUAUUUCCAGUAUGAUGAAAUAAAUAUUUACAAUACAACAAUAGAAUUGGUUUAUUUUUUG
Messenger RNA from Corythoichthys intestinalis (scribbled pipefish), 8465 nucleotides. It is a transcript of the gene fmnl2a, whose product is annotated as formin-like 2a. Gene Ontology annotation, molecular function: small GTPase binding; actin filament binding. The record is from RefSeq and is a predicted model, not a curated record. Gene Ontology annotation, biological process: cortical actin cytoskeleton organization; cell migration; regulation of cell shape. The transcript is spliced from 30 exons. The coding region runs from base 184 to 3570 and encodes 1128 amino acids. Lineage: Eukaryota; Metazoa; Chordata; Actinopteri; Syngnathiformes; Syngnathidae. Gene Ontology annotation, cellular component: cytosol.